AUGUCUGCAACCUCUUCCUCUCCUAUGCUAUUUUCAUCUACAUCUACUUCUAUAAUUUCAUCGCCUGUUGUCUCUCGUCUCUCAGCUCGAGAACAAUUAUUUGCAACACCAACAUCGACUUCUUCAUCAACACAAACUUCUCGAAUCAUAAAUGUGCCAAUAAGUGCACCUUGGUAUAAUAAAACAAUACAAUCACAACCAUCAAAUAACGAACGAAAUAAUAAUGCGAAUACAAAUGGAUAUCAGGAAAUUCCAUACAGGGUAAAUCGAAAGGCUUCGGGUAUCUAAUUUUGAAUGAAAAAUAUUGAAUGUCAAUUUUUGUGGCAUGAAUUGAAAUAUUUUCUGCUGUGUUUUUUUUUUUGAGCAUGAUUAUUAUUAUCAAAAUUCUUCCAAUAAAAUAAUUAUUUUCAGAUUUCCUACGAGGAUUUCAAUCCAUCCCAAAUGCGAGAUCAUAUACGUUUCAAUAUCGAUCUUUCGCAUGAUUUGCCUCUUUCAAUAUCGCGUCGCUAG
This is a messenger RNA of Caenorhabditis angaria, 510 nucleotides long. The record is from the annotation of a GenBank genome assembly. Lineage: Eukaryota; Metazoa; Nematoda; Chromadorea; Rhabditida; Rhabditidae.